AUGAAGUACCAGGACGAAGAGGGCGACUGGCCUUGCUCCCAGAGCACUACAAACUUCGGUGAUGAGCAUCGCCACCACACAUACCAGCAACGCUGGAACAUUUUGCACCAUCAGCGCAAUAAUCACCAGCGCCAUCGUAAUGAGAUUGUCAGCAUCAUCAUCGUCAGCGUCGUCACCACCAUCAGCAUCUUCAUCAUCAUCGCCAUCGUCAUCUUCAUCAUCAUCCUCAUCAUCCUCAUCAUCACCAUCAUGAUGAUGAUGAUCAUCAUCACCUUCAUCAUCAUCGUCGAAUUCUUCACCAGCGACGUUCGCAGCGUUCUUGACACGGGCAGCACUUCGAUACGUGCGCAGAGUAUUCUCCGCUUGGAGAUCUGCGGAGAUGGAGGCCCUUCUUCGGCUCCUGCGACCCCGCGCAGCGACACCUCGCUGGGAUCCUGGGAGGCCGUGGACUUCGAGGAGGAGGACGAAGACAUUCAGAUGGCCGGGGCCUUCGCACGGAUCAUGACCGCUGCCGAGAGUGCCGUGAAGGAAGCACCGUCUCCUUCGCAAUGGCGCCGGGUAACUGCCUUUGCCGGCAUUGCUUUGGCCACGUGUUUGCUGGCGCCCAUUGGGCUCUCGUGCGAUGCACGGUCUGUUUUGACCGGUGAGCUUUGCGCGCCAGUGGCCGACUCUGUCAGCUUGCGAGGACGGCGCCUACAUGGCGAUGGCAAGGAUCAUGACACGGAGCAUGCCAAGGAGCACGACAAGCAUGAGGACAAGGAGCAUGCAAAGGAGCACGACAAGGAUCAUGACACGGAGCAUGCCAAGGAGCACGACAAGCAUGAGAAAAAGGAGCAUGCAAAGGAGCACGGCAAGCAUGAGGACAAGGAGCAUGCCAAGGAACACGAGAAGGAUCAUCAGGAACACCAUGCGAAGCAUCACGAGGUCCACCAUGAGGUCCACCACGAAGUUCACCAUGUGUUCCACCAUCUGCACGACUCGGAUUCUAGCCCGACCUACAUCGUGCAUCACUACUACGGCGACCAUCAUCCGGCAAAUUUCUACGACGGUGGCUACUACGGUGGACAUGGGCUGUUCUCCGGAGGGACCAUCGACUGCUCCAACGCCGACAAUUGGUACUACUCCUGGGAUGCCCACAAGAAGCGCGUUUGCUGUCAGUUCGCACAUGUGGGAUGCCCUGGAACAUGGAGGGGAUCGCACCAUCACUAUGGCAGCUUCCCUAAUGGCAAGGGCCCCGCUUAUGUGGGUGACUUGGUUGGCUCUGACGCGAUCGGUGCUACCCACUGGGUGACCGCCGAUGGCGAUGAGUUCGUGAAUGGCAAGCGCCCCGCCGACGUGUCCGACCUCAUGACAGACUCCGAUUUCGGCACAGUCGAUGGCGAUGACUACAUGAACGGCAAGGGUCCUGCUUAUGUGGGUGACCUCAUGACAAACUCCGACACCGUCGAUGGCGAUGA
Molecule: messenger RNA, 1457 nt
Organism: Symbiodinium necroappetens
Lineage: Eukaryota; Dinophyceae; Suessiales; Symbiodiniaceae
Source: the annotation of a GenBank genome assembly